UUUAAUUUUAGUCAAAAGGGGCCUACUUUAUUACUUUUUGUGUAUUAGCCAACCUUCAUGAUGUCUGGAGAUUCAAAUGAAACAAUGUGGAAUAUUGAUAUGGAAGUUAAUCUUUUUCAUGCAAUGCGAGGGCACAAACCAGCAGGAGUAAAUCGACACUUCCAAAUGUUAUCAAUUCAUGAUAGACUUAGCUCAAUGUGUAAAAAGAUUUCUGCUCAAGAUAUUAGGACUCACCUGUCAACCCUUUAUGAUUUGCAAGCACUGAAUGAAUCAGAAAUUUUGCCAUUUCCAAACAAAGAGGGAGAGUUUGAGUUGCAUGAAAAUGAAAUGAAUGAUCAACGUUUUCCAAGAACCCCAUUCUUUGGCUUACCUUCCACAGAAGAUGGCAAAUCAGAAGGUCAGGUGAAGAUAUCUAGUAAGAGUAGCAAGUCAGACCCUAAGCCUUCAAACCAUACCUCUAAAUCAGAAAGCAAACUAGAUUUCAAGCCAAUCAGCCUUACCCCAAAGUCUGAAAACAAACUGGAAUCAAAAUCAGCAAGUCAUACCCCAAAGUCUGAAUUUAAACAUGAUGCUAAGCCUACCAUCUAUACCCCAAAAUCAGAAAGCAAACAAGACUCUAAGCCAGCAGGUCAUACCUCCAAGUCUGAAAAGCAAGAUUCAAAGCCAUCCAGUCAUUCUUCAAAAUCAGAUAUCAAGCAAGAAUCCAGGCCACCUGGCCAUACACCCAAGCCCGAUAAGCAUGAUUCCAAGUCAAGUAGCCACACCCCAAAAUCUGAUAUUAAACAAGAAUUUAAACCCAUCAGCCAUACCCCUAAGUCUGAGAGCAAACAUGAUUCAAAAUCAUCCAGUCACACACCCAAAAGUGAGGUGAAGUCUGAAAGUAAAGCCUCAGCCAGCAAAGCUGAGAAUCGUCUGAAUACGCCAAUACGCUCAGAGACUAAAUCUAACCACAGUUCCAGCAAAACACCUGGUUCUCAUGAACCCUCCCCCAAAAGAACAAAGCGCACAAGGCAUGUGUCCUCUACUAACAGCCCAGCCUCUGAGAACGCCAAGAGGCGCAGGUGAAUCAACCAUAGAUAUAAAAUAAUAGACACAAGAGUAUUUCGUGUAAGGAUUUUAUUGGUGUUUCUGAUCUGUCAAUAUAUACAUACAUGUCUCUUUGUGAUGUCUGAACAAUGUGCAUGUUUAAGAAAUCAAAUUGUUGAUAGUAUUGAGAGGGGAAAAUACAUAAGACAUCAACUAUUGGAAUUUUAAAUGAACAAAAAUAUUUUGUAAAUGUGCACAUCAAUGUAUAUGUACUAUACUUCAAUAAAUACU
Molecule: messenger RNA, 1317 nt
Organism: Physella acuta
Lineage: Eukaryota; Metazoa; Mollusca; Gastropoda; Physidae
Biological process (GO): regulation of transcription by RNA polymerase II
Cellular component (GO): nucleus; NuA4 histone acetyltransferase complex
Source: RefSeq, a predicted model, not a curated record